Anoplopoma fimbria (sablefish) is the source of this 1022-nucleotide messenger RNA. It is a transcript of the gene ier3ip1, whose product is annotated as immediate early response 3 interacting protein 1. NCBI's taxonomy places the organism in Eukaryota, Metazoa, Chordata, Actinopteri, Perciformes, Anoplopomatidae. The coding region runs from base 47 to 295 and encodes 82 amino acids. Gene Ontology annotation, cellular component: endoplasmic reticulum membrane; Golgi membrane; COPII-coated ER to Golgi transport vesicle. The transcript has 3 exons. The record is from RefSeq and is a predicted model, not a curated record. Gene Ontology annotation, biological process: endoplasmic reticulum to Golgi vesicle-mediated transport.
GGCACCUGCAUGAUUUCUGGGAGUGGUCUAAGAAGAAGUUGCCAGCAUGGCGUUUACACUUUACUCUCUCCUCCAGACCGCUAUUCUGUGCACAAAUGCAAUCGCUGUGUUGCACGAAGAGAGGUUUCUCAGCAAGUUCGGCUUUGGUGUUGACCAGGGAGUUGGAGGUUUUGGAGAUGAUCCAGGAGUCAAAGCCCAGAUUCUCACCCUCAUCCGCUCGGUCCGGACUGUCAUGAGAGUGCCAUUGAUAAUAGUGAAUACGGCCUGCAUUGUCCUGUUGCUACUGUUUGGUUGACAGCGUUACACCAAAGCCGAAAAAAUGAAGCCAGAAGACCAGACAUGGGCCAAGGAACAACCACAGACAUACACACACACACAGAGAUACGCACAGAGAAAUAUCCGUCAUUCAGAGACCUUCGCCAGUCAUCAGCAGGGUGGAGAAGUUUACAAAUGGGGGCUUGCAUGGAAAUAGAAAACUUAAGUCAACCUGCAGGUGUCCUCAUCCAAAGAGAACACCUGACCCGUCAGCCGGUUGAAAAUAUGUCUGGUUUGGACUCAACAGUGUGACUAAACCCAGCCUAACCUGCUUGUCAGUGUGACACAAAAGGACACAAUGGAAAUAAUAAUACAUUUUUGCACCUCACUUGAUGAUGAUAUUCGUCAUCCAAAAAUGUUUGUACUAAGUGUAUUUGUCCUUGUUCUCACACAACAAGACACAAGGAUUUGAUGAUAUGUGUUACAAAUGAGAAACAUGUUCAAGGAGUGUUGUCAGCAAUAGGGCUUGAUAAAAGGUAAAUAUUUAUUAUGUGCUCAUGUAUUUUUUAUCCAGGGCUAUAGCUAUCUUUUUGAAAUUUUCUAAUUUAGACAUUUGGCGUGUUACACAAAGUGUUUUUUUUUAAGUCUUGCUCCAAUUUGUAUUUUAGACUUAAGUAUUAUUGUAGUUUUUGUGGGUCAUGAGAUGUAAAAUGAUUUACUCAGAAAUAACAUUGCGGCCACAGAGACAAACUGAAUAAAAUAAAAAU